AUGAGGGAGAUCCUCCAUGUCCAAGGUGGUCAGUGUGGUAACCAGAUCGGGUCCAAGUUUUGGGAGGUGGUAUGCGAUGAACACGGUAUAGAUCCCAGUGGAAGGUACGUUGGAACUUCGGACCUGCAACUGGAACGCGUCAAUGUCUACUACAACGAGGCUUCCUGCGGGAGGUUCGUUCCUAGGGCUGUGCUCAUGGAUCUGGAGCCCGGGACAAUGGACAGUGUCCGUACAGGUCCGUAUGGUCAGAUCUUCCGCCCGGACAACUUCGUCUUUGGGCAGUCUGGUGCGGGCAACAACUGGGCGAAAGGCCACUACACUGAGGGAGCAGAGCUGAUUGACUCUGUUCUUGAUGUUGUGAGGAAAGAGGCUGAAAAUUGCGACUGCCUUCAAGGUAUUUUCUCCAAAUCAUGGACGAGUUUUACACAGGCGCCAUGAGUUUUUGUUAUAGAUCUUUACUCGGUAGCCUUAAAACAGGUUUGAUUUAGUUUGCCUACCUAUUAUAGAGUAGACAUAAAGCGUUUUUAUUAUUUACAAGAUUCUAUAUUGAUAACUUUAAGAUUUUCCAUUAAGUGUUCCUCUUGAGAUAGUGAAUCGACUGUGUAUGAGGUUCCUCUGGAGUCUGAGACCCAUAAAUUUUGUCACAUCUCUCUCUCUUAUUAUUUCAGUGUUCUUUCUAUGCGAUAUGGAGAGUUUCAUACCUGAGAUCUAGGGACUUCGAUGCCGGUAACCUCUACGAUUUUUCGAACUUUUUUUUUUGGACCGGUACUAUAGACUAUAAGAGUGUUUCGUGCCAAUCUACUGAUUAGCGUAGGAAUUCUCUUCUUUAUUCUUGUACUGUUAAUUCUUAUUUUUUAACUCGUAAGUUCAACCAAAAUAUUUGUCGAGUUUAGUUCUCUUUUUUCAGUUUUUUUUUUCUCAUUCUGUUUUAUUACUAAAUGAUCUCAGGUUUCCAAGUCUGCCACUCUCUGGGUGGAGGAACAGGUUCUGGGAUGGGAACGCUACUAAUAUCAAAGAUCAGAGAAGAAUACCCUGACAGGAUGAUGCUCACAUUCUCCGUUUUCCCAUCCCCCAAGGUCUCAGACACUGUGGUCGAACCAUAUAAUGCAACUCUUUCUGUUCAUCAGCUCGUGGAAAAUGCAGACGAGUGCAUGGUCUUGGAUAAUGAGGCCCUUUAUGACAUCUGCUUCCGGACACUGAAGCUCACCACCCCGAGCUGUGAGUUGUUCUCACUCUCCCUUCUAUCUCGCUUUCCGAGUCAAAAUUAUCGAUGAAUUAGUUUACAAGUUCUUUUGAUUGCUUCCAGUUGGUGACCUGAAUCACCUGAUCUCCGCUACCAUGAGCGGCGUCACUUGCUGCCUCCGCUUCCCCGGGCAGCUGAACUCGGACCUCCGGAAGCUGGCUGUGAACUUGAUCCCCUUCCCGCGGCUCCACUUCUUCAUGGUCGGCUUCGCCCCGCUGACUUCCCGCGGCUCCCAGCAGUACCGGGCGCUAACCGUCCCAGAGCUCACCCAGCAAAUGUGGGACGCGAAGAACAUGAUGUGCGCCGCCGACCCCCGCCACGGCCGCUACCUCACCGCCUCCGCCAUGUUCCGGGGGAAGAUGAGCACCAAGGAGGUGGACGAGCAGCUGAUCAACGUGCAGAACAAGAACUCCUCCUACUUUGUGGAGUGGAUCCCCAACAACGUCAAGUCCAGCGUCUGCGACAUCCCCCCGAGGGGCCUCUCCAUGGCGUCCACCUUCAUCGGCAACUCCACCUCCAUCCAGGAGAUGUUCCACCGGGUCAGCGAGCAGUUCACCGCCAUGUUCCGCCGCAAGGCCUUCCUCCACUGGUACACCGGCGAGGGCAUGGACGAGAUGGAAUUUACCGAGGCCGAGAGCAACAUGAACGACCUCGUCUCCGAGUACCAGCAGUACCAGGACGCCACCGCCGAAGACGACGGCGACUACGACGACGACGAGGAACCCGCCGCCGACGACCUGUGA
This is a messenger RNA of Spirodela intermedia, 1986 nucleotides long. The record is from the annotation of a GenBank genome assembly. Lineage: Eukaryota; Viridiplantae; Streptophyta; Magnoliopsida; Alismatales; Araceae.